CAGCAGCUGAGAGUGAGAUCAAUGGCGAUACCAGAUCUUCAUAACGAUUUAGUAGAGGAGAUACUGUGUCGCGUUCCGGCGAGAAAUCUGAAACGGUUACGAGGAACUAGCAAACGAUGGAACCGUUUAUUGAAAGACGAUGGGAGACUCGCAAGAGAGCACUGCGAUAAAGCCACAAAGGAGUUUGUGUUUCUCAUGUUGAAAAGGAUUAGUCCGAUGAGCGUCUGUCUUCCCCAUGGGGAUGCUCUAGAGGUAAAAACAGUGCUUGUCCUUCCAGAUCCGCGUUUUAACAACUCACAGCGAUUCGAUGGAUUUGAAGUGGUUCACUGCGAUGGCUUAUUGUUAUGCUACCACCAUGGCACCAUCCUACGACAGGGUUCUCAAUUCGUGGUUUGGAACCCGCUCACUGGCCAAGCCAGGUGGAUCGAAUCCAAAGGCGGUGCCUUUGGAUUCGGAUACAAGAAAUCGUCGUGCCGCCGUAAGAGCUACAAAGUAUUGAGCUUUUCUGCUGGUACUAAUAAUUCGGAAAUCUACGAUUUUGACUCUGAUUCAUGGAGGCUUGUUGAUCAUGAUAUAGCUCCAGGCUUCACCCUUCCAUACUCUCGUUCUCCCAGCGUCUCUUUCAAAGGAAACAUUUACUGGAUUGCUAAACAAGUUGAGGACGAAAGCAUUCACUUGCUCAGAUUCGAUUUUUCAACAGAGAAAUCCCAACGUCUGCCUCUUCCCUGUCAGUCUCUUACUAGUUACUUAAUCGCCUUUCUAUCUUGUGUUAGAGAAGAUAAGCUUUCGACGAUAUUACAGCUCGAUAGAAAUUCCAAGACUGAGAUAUGGGUGACAGAUAAGAUUGAUGAUGAGACCACCAAAGCAAUUUCUUGGACCAAGCUCUUUGCAUUAGAUUUCGACUGUGGGCGGUGGUAUAUUCCGCAUUAUGGAAGGUUUUUGCUAGACGAGGAUAAGAAAGUUGUCGUGUGGUUAGAGCAACGGACGGACUUGGUAGACUACAGCAAGACCAUCAUCAAGAUAUCCAUUCUUGGGGAGGACAAUAACCUCAAAGUGUUUGAUUUUGGAGUAGAUACAUAUGCACCGGUAAUAUUUAGUUAUGCUCCAAGUUUUCUUCAAGUUGAGCGACCUCAAAUCAAGCGACCUGGAGGCAAAAGGAAAAGAGGUGAAUAAGCUCCAGGGGACUCUACUAGUACCACCUACCUAACUGUAAUCUCCCUUUUCUUCAGUGUUUAUUUAUUUUAAUUUAUCUUGGAGCAUCUCCACCUGCCUCAUCUCCUAAGCUGUGUUGCGAAUAUACUCUUUAUUUUUA
Capsella rubella is the source of this 1312-nucleotide messenger RNA. RefSeq names its product F-box protein ETP2. Gene Ontology annotation, molecular function: protein binding. The record is from RefSeq and is a predicted model, not a curated record. Bases 22 to 1173 code for a protein of 383 amino acids. The transcript has a single exon. Lineage: Eukaryota; Viridiplantae; Streptophyta; Magnoliopsida; Brassicales; Brassicaceae.